Molecule: messenger RNA, 1340 nt
Organism: Diuraphis noxia (Russian wheat aphid)
Lineage: Eukaryota; Metazoa; Arthropoda; Insecta; Hemiptera; Aphididae
Source: RefSeq, a predicted model, not a curated record
CUAAUCAAAAUAAUAAUGAUCAUAAAUCGACUUAAACGGUAUUGAGAAUAGAAAUUUUGAAACUAGUCCAAUGUAAUUAUACAAAUGCACGUGCCACCGUUAGCUGUAUAAUAUUAGGUAUCAUACCUAACAUUAUCGUACCUAUCAUUUAACACAUAACUGCUAAGUACCUACAGCGGACAAAGAAAAGUUUGUUAAAUUUUAUGACAUUUAACGACAUAAUAGUUGAGUUGUACGUUAAUGUACCUGAUAUUUAUUGUUAGACAUUGAUACAUAUAACCUAAUUCAAGGACUAAUCGAGUACUAAUUAAAGGCAUUUAAUAUAUGAUGUAGGUAAGUACUUAUGGAUGUCAAACAGACUUAUAUAUACCUACAACUACGGGUGUUAGGGUGCCAUUCUGAUAAUUCAAUUUAAUAUUGUAUAGACAAGACUGUGAGUUGAUCAAUACCCGGACUAUAAUAUUAUAUUAUCAUUCGGUAUUAUUAAUACGACGGAUAAUCACGUGAACAAUUUUACACGGACAAUAAAUUGACGGCAAGGACAACAAAAAUGACUUUUUUGCAAAAAUCCGUCACGUUCACCGUGUGCGCUUUGCUGGCGGCGUUGGCGUUUGCAGGCAAUACACAUGCUCGUCCCGAGGUUCCUGCAACACCGGCCGAGUCGGAUACGGUAUCAACAUUGUCGGCGGUUAAUGUGCAGCAAAUCCAAGCGACACUCAGMGAAGCUCUUCCGUUGUACAGGAUGGCCACGAAAUCGGCGCAUAAGGAACACGGCCACGGCGGGAAACUGUCGGUUGUUCAUCUGAUACUGAUUAUUGGAAAAGUUCUUGCGCCACUUGUAGGUGCCAUCAUCGAACCGCUGCUCGUCAACGUGGCCAAAGGCAUCACAUGGGCGAUCACGUAUUCGUUGGCCACGGGAUUCGACAAGCCUCCCAGUUACGAGCACUUUGUACCAGCACUUGAACACCAUGGCGGCGACGACGAUGACGAGGACGGCGGCGUGGAAUACGAAUCGCACAAGCCGAUCAGUUACUCGCUGAACGAUCUCCCGGGACUGGCACUACAGGUGACCAGCGCCGUAUUGGCCGAUUCUGGUGCGGGCCAACCAGCACAGCAAGCCGAGGCCAUGAAAAAGGCCGAGAGAAAGCUCGUGGGCCUGCUGCUCCAGGACAAUAAACGUGCACCGGCAGUACAGUGAUCGAUGAACAGCUCAUGAUGGAUCAAUCGUCACAUUUCGUCAUUAUGAAUUUAUUAAUUUAUUUAUAAUUUAUUGUGUAAUCCGUGACACAAAAAUGUGGUAAAGGUCCGUCAUCCGACAUGGACAUGGACAUGCCAACGGA